UCAUGCCAGUCUGCCACGAGCCUUCGUCCAGUGAAGUCCAAACUUGUAUAAUGUCGGGUCGUGAGUUUGUUAUUGAGGUGAUUGAGAAAUAUAGAGAGUUGCCAUGUUUGUGGCAGAUAAGUAAUGAAGACUAUCAUGAUAAAGCUAAAAGAAGCUUAGCAAUGGAAGAAUUGGUGGUUUUAUUUAAAACCAAAGAUCCUACCGCCAACAAAGAAAAUUCCCUUAGAAGUUGCUUCAGAAAGGAGCAUAAGGACUUAAAUUGCUUCUAUUUAAGAGCCAUUGCUUUGACCACUUUCGUUUUGGUUUUUUCCUUUUAAUAUACAGGCAUACUGCCGUAGCUAGUACCAUUUCUUCGUCCAUCGCAAACACCACGCACUUCACAGAGGGACAACAAACCGCGACUGGCGUGACGCGACCGUGAAUGUAGUACCUCUUUGGACGAUGAAUCUCCGCGGCACUGUGUAAACUUGACUAUGCGGAGAGCGGAGGACGGAGCGUCCGCUCGACUAUGUAACGGGCCGUAGUGAAUGAGUUAUAUGCUCAGGUGAGCUAAUCAUAAACAGUCACUUGUGCUAAUGUAGUGCCACGAUCUUUUGUUCUGAAUAACAAUAUAUUCCGAAGAUAAGAAUUAAAAUAAUGGUAUACAUUAUUUAUAAACUUGGGUGUAUUGCUUAUUCUUACUGUUACUUAUUUAGUAGUUCUUGGAAAAUGUGAUAGUAUGAUGUGGUAGACAUAGUGACUUUAAUGGCUGGUAAAAAAAAGAGAGUAGAGAUUAAUUUAAUGCAAAUGUUGUAUGUCUGUUUAAACAUAUUGUACCAGCAACAGUGUUUUGAAACUGUCUAAUAGCAGAUGCCAUAGGUUCUGGCGAAUGUAAUCAUUGUUACUGCCGAAUCACAAGUGAGUUAUUUUCUGUGUUAAAGAUGGCUGUCUUCUACACAAUGCAGAUACAUAAAACAAAGUGCCAGAAAGAAAUUAUUUUUAUGCAGUGUGAAAUGUGUGCUAGUGAUUACAGCUGCAAACAAUAAUUUCUACCUACACAAAUAAGCAUUAAAGUGUACGCACAGAGUUACAACAGCUUAAAGAAUACAUUAUGAAAAUAUCAGUAUUCCAAAUCUGAGUACGCUUUUCCAGUUGUAACAAGCUAAGGUAAACAUUACCUCAUUCAUUGGACCAAGAACAUGUUUUCGUAUGCAUAUCUUUACUAACUACUGUGUAUAUACAAAAUAUUAUUUAUUUAUGUGCAUGAUUAAUAAUCACUUGCACUAUAAUGACAGGUGGAAGGUAUGUUCCACGUGCCAUCUUGGUGGACCUGGAGCCUGGAACAAUGGAUUCUGCCCGCUCUGGCCCAUUCGGACUGAUCUUCCAUCCAGACAACUUUGUUUUUGGUAAGAGGUGCAGGAAACUACUUUGCCAAAGGUCAUUAUACAGAGGGGGCAGAGCUCAUGAAUUCUGUCUUGGGGUCAUACCCAGCAUCGGGAGGAAAUUUGGGAGCUACAAUGGGUAUUUACUGAAACAGAGUCAGUAUAUUUUGCUUACUUUGGGGGAGGGAACAAUGCUGAAGGUGUUGAUGAUCCUGUCAGGUCAUCUCUCUCGAAUCUUGGAGAGAAGCAGGGUUCCCAUUCCAGACCCUGUCCCUCCACCCACAAAAAGGUAUGUUCCACAUGCCGUAUUGGUGGACCUGGAGUGUGGCACGAUGGAUUCUGUCCGCUCUGGCCUAUUCGGACAGAUCUUCCGACCAGACAACUUUGUGUGUGGUCAGUGUGGCCCAGUGACUAACUUUGCAAGGAGCUACAGUGAAGAGGGGAGUAAGGUCUUAGACCCCGUGAUGGAUGCUAUACGGAGGGAGGCAGAGCCCUGUAGCUCUCUGCAGGGUUUCCAACUAACCCAUUCUCUGGGAGGAGGAACAGGAUCUGGAAAUGGGAACCCUGAUUCUCUCCAAGAUUCGAGCUCUUUGUAUGACAUUUGCUUCAGAACACUUAAAAUAACAACACCAACAUACGGUGAUUUAAAUCAUCUUGUAUCAGCUACACGUUCUAGAGUCAUUACUUGCUUCAGAUUCCCAGGUCACUUAAAUGUUGAUUUACGUAAACUUGCUGUCAACAUGGUUCCAUUCCCACGUCUCCACUUCUUCAUGCCUGGUUUUGCUCCUCUCACCUCCCGCGACAGCCAAUAA
This is a messenger RNA of Zootermopsis nevadensis, 2173 nucleotides long. The record is from RefSeq and is a predicted model, not a curated record. NCBI's taxonomy places the organism in Eukaryota, Metazoa, Arthropoda, Insecta, Blattodea, Termopsidae.